Messenger RNA from Lactuca virosa, 1007 nucleotides. The record is from the annotation of a GenBank genome assembly. NCBI's taxonomy places the organism in Eukaryota, Viridiplantae, Streptophyta, Magnoliopsida, Asterales, Asteraceae.
CUAUGAGAUAUCGUUUAAAAAAGAAAAAAAAAAGUUAGAAAGUGGACAAAAAUUUCCUCCAUUUAAGACACAAUAGAGAAACUUGAAGAAAGUAGAUCUUCACGCCUAAGUAUGGAGUCUCAGAGCCAAGCUUCUCCCAGCAUUGAUAACAAGCCAAACUGCAAGUGCCCAGAUGGAUGGACAUGCACCAUCACCAAAACUGAGCCAUCUAAGAUUGGUAAACCAUUCGCAAUAUGUGAUGGCAGUGGUUGCACCUGUGUCACGUACGUAUUAACUCAGACAGUGGAGAGCUCUGCGAUUGCAGCAGCCAAAGCAUUCUGUGAGUGUGCUGAAGGUUGGUCUUGUGUUGUAUCCAAAUUUACUGAAGACUCUGAAGCCGGAAAGACCUACUUUGAGUGUGGCGAAGGUUGCAUAUGUGUCAUAGAUGAAACAAACAACGUGAAAGUUGUGUGUGCUUGAGUUGCACCAUGUGGUUGAUCUAAGUGAACAAAGGGAAGAAGGAACCAAAAAAGACUACACAAAUAUUAUUAUGUUUUUCCUAAAGUAAGCUCUGUGUGUCGUGUAAAAAGUAUGUGAAGUUUGUGGUUAAUUAGCUGCAGUAAUCAUCGCGCGUGUGUGUGUGAGACAAAAGAUUCUUUAAUUGGCUUUCGAGAGGUUGAGGAGGAAAGUGAUGGUCUUUCCCAUGCAUAAUAUGGGACCUAGGAGUGGAUUUCUUUUGUGGGUUGACGAGGCUGAAAAUCAUGUGCAUGAUGUUGAAGUCCAAAAUCAAACCUUGAGGGAAGUGGUAAUCCAAAAUUAGGGCCUGAAGAUUUGCUUGAAGGAGGUGGUAAGCCAAAAAUCGAAAGAUGAAGAUUUACUUACUGCUCAAUUGGGGUUUGUUUUUAGGCAUAAUUGUUUACAAGCUGUAAUUUGAUGUGUUAGAACUGAAUUUGUUAUGGAUUUUUUGGUUAUGCAAAAUGUUACGUAACAAGGAUUGAAACAGGCUACUAAAGGUAGAGUGUAACACC